Molecule: messenger RNA, 1246 nt
Organism: Vitrella brassicaformis
Lineage: Eukaryota; Vitrellaceae
Source: the annotation of a GenBank genome assembly
CCCAAACCCACAAAGAACUGGUCCACAUUCUCAUCGUGAGUGAAGUGACACGCACCAGACAGACAUACUUGACACACACCGACUGAAGAAGCUAAGCCACUGUCCCUUCCCCGCCGGCCUGGUCUUUUCCCUCUACCAGCCAUUCGAAAGGACACAUCUGCGCGGGAGACACACCGAUGACCUCCUGAAUGACGGCACGUGAUGGCACCACGCCGAUAUCUCGCUCCAACCGUUUGUUAAAGUUCACCUCCUGUCCUUGAUCACCGUCACGGCACAGCCAGGUGCCACGAAAGUAGACCCUCGCUGCGCCCUCGUCUGGCGCCAGCGAUGCGAGCGCUUCAGACAAACUGCGCUUGAUGAUGUCGACGGAGCCUCUGUCGGGGCCCGUCGCUCCCUCCUUGCACGGGCCGCCGUAGAUUGUCGUCAAGCUGCCGUACUCGGUCACAAAGACGAAGAAGCUGAAGCCGUGGAGAGUUGAGUAUAUGGGCUUGACAAAAUAAGAGACGUAGCGCUCUCCUGCGAGUGUCGGGUCCAUCUUCUGGUGGAACUCGGUGAUGAGAUCCUUAAGCGUGUCCGGCUCCCUUGCAGUGAUGACGCCCCCAAACUUGCAUCCAUCGUCGACUGCAUCAGGGACCAGCUGGCCUGCCGCCCUGCUCAAGUAAGUGACGGUAUCGAUGGCUCCGAUGGCCUUCAAGUGACUGUAGAGGAGUCGGAGGAGCACCCCUGCGCCGGCAACGCCCUCCCAUGGAGGUUCCCAUCGCCCUCAAUGGCUGUUUGAAUGACGUCUCGAGCAAGGUCCGCAUCAAGACGAGGGGCUUCCAUAGCUAUAAAGGGCUCUCGAACCCUGUCUGGCUGCGGCGGCUCGUUGCUGUAAAAGAGCGUCAGCAAGCCAGGAGCCCGCCCAGUCCAGGAGACGAUACCAGCGUGUGUGCCUGAGCAGAUGCCGCUCUCGAUCACAUCGGAGAUUCUCUCGACCCUCGGGAUUUGCGGUUUGUACACGCCGCGGAAGCUGAAGCUCGAGUAGUACCUCCGGAGACUGUUCCCGAGUGCGGCGACGUGGCUCGAAAACACAAAGUAACGCUGCCGCUUGUUCAGAAAGUGCUGAAGAACAUAGUCAGCCAGCUCCUUUGCCAAUGGCUCUUCCUCGAACACAGUGUCUGGGGGGAUGCGCCGGUUGAGUUCGUCAACAAAGAGGACCAGAGGGUCGCUGCCGAGCCACUCCUCCAUAGUCCUACGGCUGACGGAG